GAUUAUAUUGAGCCAGCAAAAAGUCGGUGCAUACGCAUCAUAGAGACCGCGUGUCAGCGCUACAGGUGAACGCGCGGCAGCGCAGGACCGUCCGUGGCCCGCGCAGCCGUUAAGGCCGAGCCGACACGCAGCGCAGCCGGCCCCAGCGCCGGGCCGAAUAAAACAACAACAAUGACGCGCACGCUCCUGUACGUGCUCCUCCUCGGCGCGACCGCGGCGCUACGUCAGAAAGGCCCCCUCGGCAUCAGCCGAGGCGGCAAGGGCUCCGUCGGCCUCGAGCAGCUCGAGGAGCUCGUCGACGUCGUCGAGAGCAGCACAACUCCGUUAGAGGACCCGCCGGACGACGACGACGAGGAUUUGAGACCGGACGAUGCCUGGCGCACGCUCGUGCAGGUCUGGAAAGGAAGACUAGAGCGAGGCGUGGAGGACGCACACCCGUCGCGCUCACGAUUUCUCUCUGAAUUAUCCGCAAAAAACGACAACUCCACAGCAAGGUUAUUACAACCGCAGCGCGCGGCAACGUUAUUGGGUACAGCAAGGAUGGCCUUCCGGCGGCGCAGUCUCGCUCCACACUUGAGGAGAUUGCCGCGGUGCUCCGCUGGUGUGCGACUGCGCUGCGAGGACGCGCCCCCGGCGGUCCACGAAGCGCUAGCUGUCGCCUUAGCGGACGCGUCGAACGCGCGCUGCGUCGUUGUCGAUGAGGCGCAAUUAAGGCGAGUCCGCAAGUUGGCCAUCGAGCGGUCGUCGGGCAAGCAGCGAGGCCCGUCGCGGGAACGGUUGGUCCGAGCCCUGCUAGCAGCUGCAAGGGAUUUAGAUGAGCCCACCGUCAUCAUCUUCCGGGACAAUGGUGGUUGUGUUUUUAGAAGCCGAGGGGCCUGUAGGGCUUGUCUCGACGACCUCAGGGACGAAAAGGCACGUACUCUACUCGUCUUCCUGGCGACCGACGACGACGCCCCUCGCGUACGUAGAAAACAACCGGCGCCGCAGCAGCGGCCGCUGCCGCCGCCGCCGUCGAUACGGGACGAGGGCUUCGACGCGGAAGCGACCACGGGCGGCAACGAGACGUCCUCCUUCGAAGGGGCUUUACGAGACCUGGCUCGCAGGGUCGCGGAACAAGCUAGACGCGCGGCGGACGAUGAAGACCUCGAUGGAAGAGGGCGCGAGUACCUCUCUGCAUUGGAAGAAGCUCUGUCUGACGAAGGUUUGGUGAAAGCUUUGGCGGACCAGUGCGCUCCAUUAUUAGAUGACCCGGGCGUCGCCGUGCACGUCGCCUUGAGCGUCGGACGGCCGGUGAACGCGGAAGGGCAACCAGAAGCUCCCCAGACGGCCCUCGAAGCGACGCUCGACGCGCGGCCGCCGUCCCAGCCGUCGGGGCCCUCCUUACGAGUGCCCGCGUCGCUCAUGCGGUGGAUGGGCCUGCGGCCGCGGGAAGAAACGACGCCUCCUCCCCAGAAGAAGAGCGACGACGAGGAUCCCGCCCAGGCCCUCGCCGAGGCCCUGGACGAUGUGGUCGUGGGAUCGCCCGUCGCCGCGGUCGCCGCAUCCGAGUGGGCGGCUUGGUUACGCGAAGAAGUACAACUAGCGACGCGCGACGCGAACGGCAAGCGACUUGCGGCGCACCUGCGACGGAGUGCGUUGGAUGCGGAUCUCCACAAACUAGGCCACCUGCUCGGGGCCAAGCUGCUGACGGACGAGGAUUGUAGAAUAGUUGCGCUCGACGCUCUCAAGGUCGAGUUAGCACGAAAAACGGAACCGCGCUACACCUCCGAUGUCCUCGAGCUCGCCCCGGCCUCGCUAGCCCUCGCGCUAUCAUCCAGUCCAAAGCAGGAAGAUCUGGAGACAGAACAACUAGAUAAACAUGAAAAAGCUUUAUUAUCGCAAGUGGUAAAACCGCAAGAUGUUGCUGUGGCCUUCGACUCGAUCGGUGGUUUAGAUGAUGCCAAAAAAGCUCUAAGGGAGGCCAUCACCUACCCCCUCAAGUACCCUUCACUCUACCAGGACGGCGUCGCGCGGGAAGCGUGCAAGGGCGUGCUGCUCUUCGGCCCUCCGGGCACCGGGAAGACCAUGCUCGCGAAAGCAGUGGCCACCGAGGGCGGCGCCGCCUUUUUAGCGAUCGACGCGUCGUCCAUCGAGAACAAGUGGCUCGGCGAGAGCGAGAAGAACGCGAAGGCCGUCUUUUCUUUGGCGCGGCGGCUGGCGCCUUGUGUGGUUUAUAUCGACGAAGUGGAUGCUGUUCUUAGUAGUAGAGAAGGCGGCGACGACACGUCGCACGGCACGCUGACUUCCGUCAAGACGACGCUCAUGCAGGAGUGGGAUGGAUUAAGGACGACGCAGGACCGCGUCGUCGUGAUCGGGUCGACGAACCGGCCCUACGACCUGGACGAGGCUGUUCUCAGAAGGAUGCCGCGGCGCAUACUCGUUGAUCUUCCGGAUCUACAAACUAGAGAAGAGAUCCUGCGAGUUACUUUGCGGGACAAUGCCGUCGACGACGACGUGGACCUGACGCGCCUCGCGAAGAAGUUAGAUGGGUAUUCCGGAAGCGACUGCAAGGAGAUCUGCCGCGAGGCGAUCGUGCGGAUCAGCCACGAGCACGCGCGCAGACUGGACGCGCUGUCGGCGUCGGACGAGUUGGAUGGAGCUUGUGUGGCGGCCUUGGACCCGCCGCCCUUGCGGGCGGCGUCCAUGGCCGACUUCGAGAAAGCGAUCGAGCGGCUCUCGGCGAGCGUUGCGGAACAGGGGCCCGAGAUGGGGAAAGUUCAGGAGUGGAACGCGCAGUACGGCGAGGUCAAGGGGAAAAGGAACGCUGCGCCCAGCUCGCUAUAUUUGUAAGGAGUCUUAUGCCGC
This is a messenger RNA of Pelagomonas calceolata, 2844 nucleotides long. The record is from the annotation of a GenBank genome assembly. NCBI's taxonomy places the organism in Eukaryota, Pelagophyceae, Pelagomonadales, Pelagomonadaceae.